Molecule: messenger RNA, 3348 nt
Organism: Pseudophryne corroboree (corroboree frog)
Lineage: Eukaryota; Metazoa; Chordata; Amphibia; Anura; Myobatrachidae
Product: desmoglein-3-like
Exons: 18
Biological process (GO): homophilic cell-cell adhesion
Cellular component (GO): plasma membrane; desmosome
Molecular function (GO): calcium ion binding
Source: RefSeq, a predicted model, not a curated record
AUGAACGGAAGAGAUCAGAAUGCUAUAGAUAAAUGGAAGCUACAUUCUGAUUGGUUACUUUGGGCAAUACUUUCACUUGUCUUUUUCUUAUAGAUAUCUUUGCAAUGUAGCUGUAAUUGGAAAGUGCAGGUAAAUAAAAAGAAAGAUGCAAAAGGCAAUAUUACAUGGGAGGACUUCCAUUUCAAACAUCGUCAAAAACGUGAAUGGAUUGCACCUCCUCUGAAUCUAAGGGAAGAAGAAGACAACAGACACAGAAAUCCACUGGCCAAGGUCCAUUCCGACAUCGAGGUGAAGAAAAGUACCAUAAUAUACAAAGUGACAGGGCAAGGUGUGGAUCGGCCACCCUACAAUCUCUUUGUGAUGGAUCAUAAAACAGGAUACCUGAAUGUGACCAAUGUUAUUAUAGAUCGUGAAGAAUUACCAAUGUUAUUUAUUACAGUCCAUGCUGUGACCGUUACUGGUGUAGAAGUAGAAAAGCCCCUAGAGAUGCGCGUCAGAAUUUUGGACAUCAAUGACAACGCACCAGUAUUUUCACAGAGUGUUUUUGUUGGUGCCAUAGAAGAGAGGAGCAGAGCAAACUCCUUGGUGAUGCAGAUUCUUGCUACUGAUGCGGAUGAGGAAAACACUGUGAAUUCUCAAAUUGCUUACAGAAUACUGUCCCAGAGUCCUUCGGAUCCUCAAAUGUUCAUUAUGAAUCAAUACACCGGCCAAGUCUUCACAAUGUCCAGUGAUCUUGACAGAGAGUCGUUUAGUGGUUACAGCCUGUCAGUUGGCGGAUCAGACUUGAACGGAGCUGCCGGGGGGCUGUCUGGACAAUGUGGAGCUGAUAUCAAUAUUCUAGAUGUGAAUGACAACUUUCCAAUGCUGGAGUUUGAUUCCUACUCAGUUGAAAUCAUGGAAAAUAUGCUUGGCUUGACCAACCUAAGGAUGAAAGUAUUUGAUGCUGAUGAGAUGUUCUCUGAUAACUGGAUUGCAGUGUUUGAGAUAGUAUCAGGCAAUGACGGUGGAUGGUUUAUGAUCGAUACAGAUGCUCAGACUAAUGAAGGUGUCUUAAGAAUUGUUAAGGCAUUGGAUUAUGAAUCUAUGAAGAUGGCAAAUCUCGCUUUUCUAGUUAGUAACAGGGCUGCCUUCCAUCAAUCUGUAAUAUCUGAAUAUCGAGCAAAAGCAACUAGCAUAACUGUUCAGGUGCAAAAUGUGAAGGAGACUCCUGUGUUUGUUCCCAGCUCAUAUAAUGUACAGAUCCCAUCAGGAUUAUCCAUGGAACAGUUACUAAAACUUGUACUGACAAAGGUUACCGUUUACGAUAUGGAGACUGGAGGCCCAGCCACUAAUAUUGUGUACCAGAUGUCACAGAAUAUGAGCAAAUGGCUGAUAAUUGAUUCUAAUACUGGCGAGAUCAGAAUGACCUAUGAAAUGGCAAAAAACUAUCCAAAUCUAGACAAGAAUAUGACAGCUACAAUUUUCGCUCUCCUUAAUGGGGACCCCAAUCGACCCAUAGCAAAUGCCUCAUUUGGUCUACAGCCAAACAUUGGGGGCACCGCAGUUACAGGAACCCCAAGUCAAGGCUGCCCUGUGAUUACUCAAGAGCCCCGAGUAGCAUGUCUGAAUGUGAAGAAAGUUAUUAUCGCUGCCUCUCCAGCAGUGAAUGCACCUUUAAGAAUAACUCUUGCCCCAAAUUCUGAAUGGACUGUGAGUCCACUUAAUGAUACGGCUGUGACUUUAGAGGGUGGGUCUUCAGUAAUUGCUAAUAAUUAUACUGUCCUGGUAUAUGUUACGGACAAAAACAAUCAGUCCUGCCCAAAUCCAUUCCGUGUUGUUAUACAAGUUUGUGAGUGUACUCAGUCUGGAUAUUGUGAUGCUUCAAAGCAGGCAGGCAAGAGUGUGUCCCUUGGUCCAGCAGCAAUUGGUCUCAUGGUUUUGGGAUUUCUAGCUCUUUUAUUGGCUCUGCUCUUAUUGCCCCUCUGUGUAUGUGGUGCUGGGGCUGCAGGAGCUAAGUUUGUUCCAGUUGCAGCUGGCUAUGAUGGAGCAUGUCAUCAAUGGGGAACAGAAGGUGCAAAGCCUGAAGAUGUGGAUAUGACAAGUAUGCUAAUAAACUCAAGUGGCCCAGCUUAUUCUGAGGUUCACACAAGUAAUACCAUGGGUGCGCUGGGUGCAGGUAUCGGAAGCGGAGUGGGAGCAGUAGCUACAGGUGGCAUGAUAAAUGCUUCUGGUAACGGUUUUGAAACAAAUACUCUCCAAGGACAUGGGGGCCAAUUUUUCGAAUCUGGCAUUAGAGGAGAGAGUAAUAUGGCUGGUUCUCUACCACCACCAUACAAAGAAACCGGCACUGUGAGCAUGGCCUACGUGGAGAACUACUUUGCUGAGAAAGCAGAAUCUUAUGCCAAUGAAGAUGAGAGUCGCCCAUCAAAUGAUUGUCUUCUUAUAUACGAUAAUGAAGGCAUUGGAAGCCCAGCUGGUUCUGUAGGGUGCUGCAGUUUUAUUGCCGAUGACUUGGAUGAUGCCUUCUUGGAUACAUUGGGACCAAAAUUUAAAACACUGGCAGAAAUCUGCAUAGGUUCAGAGAUCGAUCCUAUUUCAAGUGGUGAUGAGCCAAGAUUAUUUGCUAAUGUUCCAAUAGUAGAAACUGAUACAAAUUAUAUGUUUGAUGAUUCUAGCUUGACUGUUUAUGGAAACCAAUCUAUACCUAUUAGCAGCAAUUUAGUUGUAUCUGCCAACCUUCAACCAGCUAGGCCUGUAUCAGAAGCUUUCAUUCCAGGCAAUGUAGUUGUAACUGAGACUUACACAACUUCUGGGGGUACUAUGAGACCGGUAGUACGUAGUGUAGAGCCCAGCAUGCCAACUAAUAUCCUGGUAACAGAACGGAUGGUUGAAUCAGCCUCUGCACCACAUGCAGUAUUUUCCAACAUACCUGAUGGAUCCAAUGUCAUUGUGACAGAGAGGGUGGUCCGCCCAGCAUCUGGCAUUCAAAACAUUAUAGAAUUGCCAAAUAUGUCAAAUUUUUCAGAUGGGUCUAAUGUUGUACUAAGAGAAAGAGUCGUUGCACCCAGAGAUUCAAGGCUGUCUAAUACAUUCAACAUUGCAGAUUUAGGUGAUGCACAGAAUGUUAUGGUCACUGAAAGGUUGAUACAGCCAGUGUCCAAUGUUCAAGGAAAUUUAACCAUUCGUCCUGAGAUGGGUAGUUCUCAAAAUAUAUAUGUAACAGAAAAAACUGUACGGUCUGGUCCAGCCGUAAAAACGCAUAUGUUGAGUGCAGAACCUUUGCUAACACAAUCGGUAGGCUCCACUUCUCCAAGUCUAACCCGCAGCACUGUCACAAAGUACAGCACAGUCCAAUAUACUAAACAAUAA